GUGUUGCAGCUACCUAAUCAGUGAUACAGCGUUGGUAAAGAAAUGUAGAUGGUGAACAGGAACUGUAAUAUAUAUAUAUAUAUACAUAGACAUCAACAGCCACCACACCUAGCAACACGGUUGUCAGGACGCAGGAAGUAACUUGCUAGCUCGCUAAUUUAGCCACUUCUGCUAGCUGCAAACCUCGGUCGUUGCUCGCUCACUACUUCUCGGCUCUUACCGAUGUGGUUAUCCUCGAUGUGCACGAUUAGCUCGGCCAGAGAGUCGAAGUGAAGUCCGCAGCCCCCGAACCUGCAAGCGUUGGAAAAGAAAGAAGCAGCGGCGAUGCCUGUCAUGGUCGCUGCUGCAUUGGAAAUGAGGGCAGGCAGCAGCAGCGAGCAGCGGGGAGACAGCAGGCGGACAGCGGUCGGAACAGCUGGAGCGCCAGGGGCGGUGCGGUGCGGUGCGUCAAACCAGCUGGAGAGAGACAACCAGACCGGAAUUUUAUGAGAAGGUGGCCAGAGUGAUGAACUCGGACCAGGAAAGGCCGUACGUGUGCAACGCUCCUGGCUGUUCUCAGCGAUUCCCCACGGAGGACCAUCUGAUGAUACAUAGACACAAACAUGAGAUGACCCUUAAGUUCCCCUCCAUAAAGAACGACAACAUGUUAUCAGACCAGACACCCACACCAACACGCUUCUUGAAGAACUGUGAGGAGGUGGGAUUGUUCAGUGAACUGGACUGCUCCAUUGAGCAGGAGUUUUGCAAGGCCCAGGAAGAAGAGGACAGUAAACAGAGCAUCUCAUUGCAUGGCCAGACAGGCCAAGGCCAGCACCAGCAGUCCCACUCACGGAUGGGCAACCAUGAUACCAGCAUAGUGAUCCAGCAGGCCCUGCCAUCUCCUCAGUCCAGCUCCGUCAUCACUCAGGCUCCAUCGACCAACAGACAGAUAGGGCCUGUCCCUGGCUCUCUGUCCUCAUUGCUGCACCUACGAAACAGACAGAGACAGCCUCUGCCAGCCUCCAUGCCUGGAACUCUGCCAGACCCGACCAUGCCUGGCUCCUCUGCUGUGCUGAUGCCUAUGGAGAGACAAAUGUCCAUGGGCUCCAAUAUGAUGGGUAUGCAAGGACCCGCCCACAGCAGCUCUUGCUCUUCCACUCACAUUCCCUCCAUGCACUCAGAAGCCAAACUGAGGCUGAAGGCUGCACUUUCACACCACCCGGGUACCAUUGCCAACGGCAACAUGAACUCCAUGGGCCACAUGAUGGAGAUGAUGUCAUCGCGGCAGGAGCAAGGCGCCCACCAUCACAUGCACUCGCACCCGCACCAGCACCUGCAAGCCCCUCCUCACGCGUACCAGCACCACGGCCACCACCACCACAGCCAGGGCCAUGGCCAGGGUGGACACCACCACCCACAGGGACACAACCCCCAUCAAAACUCCCACAAUCCCCACCUACAUCCUGGGCACCCACACCAGACCUCACCGCACCCUCCAAUGCACUCUGCUUCUCAUAUGUCACCUGCAACCCAGCAGAUGCAUCCCACGCAGACACUGCAGUCUCCGCCACCCAGCGGCGGGCGGCGCAGGCGAGUAGUGGAUGAGGAUCCGGACGAACGUCGGCGGAAGUUUCUGGAGAGGAACAGAGCGGCGGCAACCAGAUGCAGACAGAAGAGAAAAGUGUGGGUGAUGUCAUUAGAGAAGAAAGCGGAAGAGCUCACUCAGACCAACAUGCAGCUUCAGAAUGAAGUGACCAUGCUAAAGAACGAGGUGACCCAACUCAAGCAGCUUCUCCUCACACACAAGGACUGUCCCAUCACCACUAUGCAGAAAGAGUCCCAAGGUUACCUCAGUCCAGACAGCAGUCCGGCGGGCAGUCCAGCUCCAGCGUGCUCCCAGCAGCAGGUCAUUCAGCACAACACCAUCACCACCUCCACCACAACCAUAGGGGGCAGCAGUGUGCACGGACAAACCAAUCACCGCACAGACAUUAACCCCAUCCACUAGGUUCAAGAGAGACUAUAACCCCUGCCCAAACUCCCCCUGCUACCCUGCUUUCUGAGGGUUGCCAACUGCACAUGCUGGCCCCCCCUCUCCCUCCAUCAAGAGAAACCUCAAAGGCCUGUGAGGCUGUUCUUUAUACAGUAGCUACAGUAUGUAUUUUUAUAGACCAAUCCUAUUAACUCAUAAAUGUUCUAUGGUUUGUUGCCUCUUUCUUAUCUGUUUUUCAUGCUUUUAGCAAAAAGGGAGUUUUUGCUAAUCUCAUGCAGCAUUUAAGUGAAUUUUUCUGUUGUGUAAUGGUACAAAAUGGACCACAGCGGUCAUGGACCCUGAGGACAGAAACAUAAGCCUCAGGCUGCCAUCUCUAUUAGCAGACCUUACAUCUCUGUAUGCCCGAUGGACUGAAAAAUAAGUCAAAUCUUUCUCUGAAUAUUACACGUGGACAGUGUGUUGAGUGUAUGCAACAGACACUAUGAGUGGGAUGUUGCUGCCUUUAAGUUGUCUUUUGAAACCAAGUCAAACUGUCACCGUGAUGUCUUGAAGACAGGAAUAUGCAAGCAGGUGUAAUGAUUCUUUUCUUUUCUUGAAGCGUAUAUGACUGUUAACCAUUUCCCUGUCAGCGGUAUUCUUAAAGAGUGUCAUAAAAUACAGCACGACAGUGAAAACAUGAUCAGAGCAAUACAUCACAGUAAUGAUCAUCUUCUCUACUGUGUGUCCACUUGAUCAGCAUGGCCAAGCCACUCUGGUCCCGAGGACGAUGCUGUUACAGCUACAGAACUGUACACUGUGAUACCAGUGAGGCAGCUCAGGAGUUGUCAAAAACUCCUCCGCUCUCCAGGACCAACUGAAGCUUUAAUUAUUGAGGCCUCUUUUUGUGUGUUUGUGCAUCUGGAUUUUAGGAUCCAUAGUUUUGAGUAUGCAUGUGAAUGAUGUAUAUUAUGUUUUGCCUUCUUUCCUCUGCAGAACAAAGUUCAGUGGGUGUGUAAAGAAAGAAAAACAAAAAAAGUGUGUGAGAAAGUGAC
Molecule: messenger RNA, 3003 nt
Organism: Perca flavescens (yellow perch)
Lineage: Eukaryota; Metazoa; Chordata; Actinopteri; Perciformes; Percidae
Gene: creb5b
Product: cAMP responsive element binding protein 5b
Exons: 11
Coding region: 506-1987 (493 amino acids)
Biological process (GO): regulation of DNA-templated transcription
Molecular function (GO): DNA binding; DNA-binding transcription factor activity
Source: RefSeq, a predicted model, not a curated record